Molecule: messenger RNA, 1437 nt
Organism: Phoenix dactylifera (date palm)
Lineage: Eukaryota; Viridiplantae; Streptophyta; Magnoliopsida; Arecales; Arecaceae
Product: imidazoleglycerol-phosphate dehydratase 3, chloroplastic
Biological process (GO): L-histidine biosynthetic process
Molecular function (GO): imidazoleglycerol-phosphate dehydratase activity
Source: RefSeq, a predicted model, not a curated record
GCGCCUUCGUGUCUAAUUGUUCGGAGGCUCGGUCCGGCCCGGUGAGGCUCGUCCGACGGUCUUACUGCUGGGCCGAGCUCGGCCUCCACGAAAACAAAAAUCUAAGGCCUCUUCCGAUCGAACUUUUUAUGGGCCAAACAGUUUUGCUUCUCCGUCGGCAAUGGGUCUCCUGAGCUCGUACUCCCUCCCGGCAGCUCCUCCCCUCUCCGAAACCCUAGAAAAAUCUAGGGUUAGGGUUUCUUCCGCCUUCCUAUCUACAGUCUCUAAUCCAUCCCUUCGCCUAUUCGCGUCUUUGCGGUUCUUGGCGCGAGCUCCAACCCCUAUGGCUGCUCUCCCUCCUCAUGGCGUCGGAGAAAACAAUUCUCCCAUCGCCACCAUCGGCUCAUCAUCUCGAGCUGGAGAGGUCAAAAGGGUGACAAAGGAGACAAAUGUGCAUGUGAAAUUGAACUUGGAUGGCUCAGGAGUCGCGGAGUGUGGAACUGGGAUUCCAUUCCUAGAUCACAUGCUGGAUCAACUGGCAUCACAUGGACUAUUUGAUCUGCAUGUGAAGGCAUCUGGUGACACCCAUAUUGAUGAUCAUCAUACAAAUGAAGAUGUUGCACUUGCAAUUGGCACGGCACUACUUCAGUCACUUGGAGAUAGAAAAGGAAUCAACCGAUUUGGACACUUUUCAGCUCCUCUUGAUGAAGCUGCUAUUGAAGUUAUACUGGAUCUAUCUGGCCGUCCUCACUUAAGUUGUGAUUUAAGCAUCCCAACUGAAAGGGUUGGGACAUAUGACACACAGCUAGUGGAACAUUUCUUUCAGUCUCUGGUGAACACAUCUGGGAUGACUCUUCACAUUCGUCAGCUUGCUGGUAAAAAUUCACACCAUAUUAUUGAGGCAACUUUCAAGGCUUUCGCAAGAGCCCUUCGACAAGCAACAGAAUUUGACUUGCGCCGUCGUGGGACUGUGCCUAGCUCAAAAGGGGUUCUUUCACGUUCCUAGAGGUCCCAAAAUGAUUUUUUCAGGAAUAUAAUAUAUGCCUUGACAUUUAAUGUGGCCUGCCGUCUGUGCAUUUGGUUUCUGACUAGAGAGAAGAAAAGAAGACGUGUGGGCUACCUGUUUCAGUUGUAUCGGUCCUCUCCAGCAAUUGAUGCCAAUUUUUUUCUUCCAAGAACUAGUGCGUGUGGCAUGAGGAGCAACGAGGAUUCGGAACAUGACAUUAUGAUAUGCCAAAGCUGUUAUAAGUAAACGGAUUUUUUAUGGCACAAUUAAUGCGUUAAAUUAUAUUGCAAUAGCCUUGUUUUAUAACAUUGUCAUGAAAUAUCCGGAAUUCUUGUAAAUCUUAGUACAGGCAUUUCGUUGAUUAUGUCUCUGAAGAUAUAAAAAUAGUUCAUGACGCUUUUGUAUCAUUUCAAGUUUACUAUGACAAAAGGUGAAAAAUCCUGUUCUGGCUA